Messenger RNA from Aphis gossypii (cotton aphid), 1509 nucleotides. RefSeq names its product inhibitor of growth protein 5-like. The transcript has 6 exons. Gene Ontology annotation, biological process: regulation of DNA-templated transcription. Lineage: Eukaryota; Metazoa; Arthropoda; Insecta; Hemiptera; Aphididae. The coding region runs from base 458 to 1288 and encodes 276 amino acids. The record is from RefSeq and is a predicted model, not a curated record. Gene Ontology annotation, cellular component: nucleus.
GCGUCCCGCACAAAAAUAAUAUGUAUAGAACGUUCCCCCAGCCAUAAGACGUGUACGUCACGUCUGAAGACUACGAUAUUUUAUUUUAUUUUUUUUCCCUCCUUCAACAUCAACUCGCACCACGGUCCAACGUUGCCGCGUCGAAGCGACGAAUCGAUAGACCUGCUGCUGCGAUUCUGCCCCUUUUACCGGGACGGUCCAACCGGACGAUCGAAAACGUUUGCCGCACUGUUGCCAGUCUUCAAGUCUGACGCGUGUACACGAAGCUCGUUUGCCGUGUACAUUGUUUACACGCGUCGGUCGUACACCCGUGCCGCACAAGUACGAAAAAACCACGAGUUCGCGCAAACGGUUGCAAUUAUUUACGUAUCGUCGUGUUACGUACAUCUUUGAUCGUUUCGCGUUUGUAGCGCCGAUUUUUCCACUACCUAUAAUAGGUAAUUCUCGACCGACAAUAAUGGCAUCAGCACCGUACCUGGACGAAUAUCUGGACAGCUUGCAGAACCUUCCGGUGGAGUUAAGACGUAAUUUCGCUUUGAUGCGAGACCUCGGCGGUAGAUCUCAAGAAGAGAUGCGCGAAAUCGAUAAACUAUCCGACGAUUUUUUGUCGAAUAUCGACAUCUACCACGGAAGCAAAAAGAAAGAAAAAAUGAACAACAUACAGCGUAAAUUCAAUACAGCUAAAGAAUAUGCCGACGAUAAACUUCAAUUGUCUGUGCAAACUUAUGAAUUGGUGGAUGAAUAUAUUCGGAAGUUAGAUUCAGAGUUGACACGUUUUGAAGGCGAAAUGCAAGACAGAGCCUCCAGUACUGCAAGAAAUGAAGAAAGUUUACAGAAAUGUGGACGUAAGAAUAACGACAAAGAAACUAACUAUACUUCAAGUGAAGAAGAUACUUACAAGACAUCUAAAAAGAAACAAACUAAGAAAAGAGUUGUAAAAACAUCUGGUAAAUCUGGUGGUUGGCUUCAAGUUAAAGUGAAAACGCCUUCAGUCAGUGCUGUCUCUAGUCCAAUAAACUCUACCAAUAGCGUAGCCAGUGUUGUGGCAGAGACUCUUCCUGAUGUUGGAACUGGAGUUGUACAAUCCCCGGAAGUAUUAGACAUGCCUGUUGAUCCAAAUGAACCUACAUAUUGUUUUUGCGUUCAAGUUUCUUAUGGAAAAAUGAUUGGCUGCGAUAAUCCAGAUUGUCCUAUUGAAUGGUUUCAUUUUGGGUGCGUAAAAUUAACUACCAAGCCCAAGGGAAAAUGGUAUUGUCCAAGAUGUUUAACAAAUAAGAAGAAAAAAUAACAUAUUUUAACUAUGAAAUAUUUUUUUUAUUUUUAACAUACACAUAUUAUAUAUGUAUAUAUGUAUGAAUGUGCAAAUAAUAUAUAUAUAUAUAGUAUGUAAUUUUAUAUUAAUUUACUUACAGCUUCAUUAAGACAAUUGAUUGAAAUUAUUGUAGUUUGUAGUAUUACUAUUGUCAUUAAAUUACAUACUCAAGAAUAAAAUUUGAUUACUAUAUUAAA